Molecule: messenger RNA, 11088 nt
Organism: Melospiza melodia melodia
Lineage: Eukaryota; Metazoa; Chordata; Aves; Passeriformes; Passerellidae
Product: bifunctional methylenetetrahydrofolate dehydrogenase/cyclohydrolase 2, mitochondrial-like
Exons: 11
Coding region: 33-1373 (446 amino acids)
Biological process (GO): tetrahydrofolate interconversion
Cellular component (GO): mitochondrion
Molecular function (GO): methenyltetrahydrofolate cyclohydrolase activity; methylenetetrahydrofolate dehydrogenase (NADP+) activity; methylenetetrahydrofolate dehydrogenase (NAD+) activity
Source: RefSeq, a predicted model, not a curated record
GGCGCCGCUUCCGUCGGUGGGGACCGACCGAAAUGGCGGCGGCCGCCACAGCCUUGUCCCUCUCCUCCGCCUCCUCUGCCGCGCUGCUGCGCCCGGGCUGGGCGCCCCUGAGGCGGUGGCGAGCCCUCGCUCGCAGCGCCAGCAGCUUCCCCCGCAGCGCCGCCAGUGAUGAAGCAGCUGUUAUCUCAGGGACAAGGCUUGCACACCAGGUUUUGAAAGAAGUUCGAAGGGACGUGGAAUCGUGGAUAUCUGCUGGCAACCAGAGGCCUCACCUCACUGUCAUAUUGGUAGGAGACAAUCCAGCCAGUCACAUCUAUGUCAGGAACAAGAUAAAGGCAGCUGCAGCUGCGGGCAUUUCUAGUGAGAUCAUACUGAGGCCUAAAGACAUUUCACAGGAAGAGCUCUUGGAUAUGACAGCAAAACUCAACAAGGAUUCCAGAGUUAGUGGCUUAUUAGUUCAGCUGCCUCUCCCAGAUCACAUAGAUGAGCGGACAGUCUGCAAUGCCAUCGCCCCUGAGAAGGAUGUGGAUGGGUUCCAUAUCAUGAACAUUGGGCGGCUGUGUCUGGAUCAGCCUUCCAUAAUCCCUGCCACUGCUGCUGCUGUCUGGGAGAUCAUCAAACGGACAGGAAUACAAACAUUUGGAAAAAAUGUUCUUGUAGCCGGAAGAUCCAAAAAUGUUGGAAUGCCUAUUUCAAUGCUUUUACAUACUGAUGGAGAGCAUGAAAGGCCUGGAGGUGAUGCUACAGUGACCAUUACUCACAGAUACACCCCAAAAGAGCAGCUCAAGAUCCAUACACAGCUUGCUGACAUAGUAAUAGUUGCUGCAGGUAUCCCAAAGUUGAUUACAGCUGAUAUGGUCAAAGAAGGUGCAACUGUGAUUGAUGUAGGCAUCAACCAUAUCCAUGAUCCUCUUACAGGAAAAACCAAAUUAGUUGGUGAUGUGGACUUUGAAGCAAUGGGGGCACUGAGUGAAGAGUCUGCUAUUACCGUUUCAUCCCUCAGCACGGACUUACGGAUUAAUUGGACAAAAAACAAUGCUGAAGUAGAUUAUUCAGAGCAGCCAAAGCUCUUGAAGCUGAUGCAGACCUGCCUUGAGGAGCAUCACAGCUAUUGUAUCAAUGGGCUCUGCGCCUUCCACAGUGAACUGAGGAAGCCCAUAUGCAAGUGCCUUGCAGGUUAUAAUGGAGAGAGGUGUGAACAUUUAACACUAAAUUCAUAUGCACAUAAUUCUUAUGAGCGCUACAUUGCUGUGGGGAUUGGGAUUGGAAUACUGACCAGUGGAAUACUCGCCAUCAUCUACUGCUAUGUAAGAAAGAGAUGCAGGAAACUGCAAUCCCCCUACAAGGUGUGUGUGGGUGAGACGGCGCUGUGAAGCCCUGUGCUGGAACUCUCACCGGUUUGCCUGCUGAGGAGGAAGGCCCCCGCGCCAUGGGACAGGUGCCCCAGCCUUGUUGAGGAGAUGAGCCCGAGGAAAUGGCGGAGGAGCGUGCCAAGGGAACUCCUGCAGCACUGACAGGCUCUGGGUGUGGUUGAAGAAAGACUUCCUCUCUUGGGUGAGGGUGGAUGGUCCCCAGGCCCAAGCAGCUGAGGACACUGCAGGCAUCUCAGCACUGUCCUGUGCCUAGUGUUUGCUCUGGGGGAAGGACUGGUUGGUUUUAGCUGUUUUCAGUCAUUUCAAGCACUCGUACAGUGUUCUGCUUUGGUCUUUUUUGUGUUCUGUUUGGUUUUGUUUUCUUUUUUUUUUCUCCUCUGGAGGAUAAGCACCACCUCCCUCAUAGUGGAGCUGUAUUCUGGACAUCAUGUGCUGACCACUAACCAUUUGGGUUCUGAUUUGGUUGUCUGCUGGCUGUGUGUGGAUAAACAGUCCUCUCCCAACCCAAUGGUUACCCUUGGUGGGCUGGGCCACGUAUGGGCUUCUGGUGCCAUAAAGGACAACAAAUGUUUUGGACUGAGGAAAGUGUCUGGUUCUCAAAACCAUCCUUAAAUUAAAAUAUAGAGACUAGGCAAUUCUCCUGAAAAAUCAGACCAUGACACUUCUGGGCAUGGCAUGUUCUUAUUGUUUUCAUAAGCAAAGCAACAGGAUGCCUUUCUCAAAAUGGAUUGUGGAGUGUGAUUGUGACAAAGAACUGUCUGCUUCCCAAACAUCCUACAGCAGGUCCUCAGUUCCGUGGAAUUUCAGGCAGAUCAUUGCCUUGCUGCACCCUAAUUCCUGCACAAGACUUGAAUUCCUAGAGAAGCUGGAAUUUUGAUAUGAAACUUCACUACAGUUUUUCCCAGGAAACAGACUUUCUCCAUUCCAUUUGCACAUUAUGGGGACAUUGUAACCACUCAAAUAAGAAAUUAUUUUAGGGAUUCAGUUCCACCCUGGACUAACAGAUUGCAUAUUGGAUGCUUGGUUCCAUUCAUCUUAUCUACAAAGAGUUGGUAAGGUACAAAGAUUUGGUUCAAGGAAAAGGGAAGAAAAUUGGUUCUGAAGAUGAUGGCACUAACUGGGAUGUCUCACAGACAGCUGGAGUGUUUGCCAUGCUGAUGUGACCAGAGAUGGCUUUCAGACAUUUUCAUUUCAGCUGUUGCACAUUGUAGACUCAUCUGCUGUGCUCAGCCAUCUACCAGCGAAAGGCAAUUGGUACUUUGAAGUCUUGUGGAGUCAUAUUGGCUCCAAAAUUCAGGUGCCCUGCUGAAAGCUCAGUUUUUUGGUUAUGUGAGUUAAUUUUUACAAGAGGGAUGCAUGUUUUUGGUUGAAAAAACCCGUGUAUUUGUGAGACUACAGUGACAAUGCUGAAAUGUGUAUGAAAGGUGGGGUUUGAAAGGGUAAAGGUGUGUGUGGCAUGUCAACAGUCUGAAGUUCAGGGGCUUCUCAUGUGGGCAUCCUCAUCAGUAGCUGAGCCAUCUUGGCUCUGUGAUACCAGUAAAUAAAACAGCACAUCACACACUGCUUGGAAUCCCGUGUAAUAGAGGGAGCAAGCAGCAUAUGCACACACAAAAAGGAUUGCUGGUGAGAAGUGGAUGGACACCACUCCUCUGCACAUUGACACCAUUGUAUUCAUCCCUCAGCCUUUUUGUCUUCUUCAUCUCCAGUCAAAUCUUCAAAUCUUUGCACUGCUUCCUUUUUUCCAUUCUUCUGACCUUUUCUUAGGUUCCACUGCUGGGUAACUUGUGCUCGUGACUAUCUUCAAGUCAGCUUUUGGUAGUGGCCCUGUCAUUUUGUGUCACACAUAUGUGGUGAGAGGACAAUUAGGUAUAAAUUAGUCUGCACAUCCUCACAAAUGCAAAACACCCUUCACCCAUCUCACAUGGAAACGGAAGAUGUGCAUGUCAUUAGGAAAACACAGGUGAGAGAUCCUGCUUGUUGGUCUCAGGAGAAAAUGGUGGAGCUGAAUAUCCAAAGGAUGAAAAGCCUCAGGGUUUUUGUCACAUGAGUGAAUCUGCCUCUCCCCAGUGAGUUGUCUCUCGUGCUCACACUGCUGGUGUUGGAUUCACUUCCCAAGGACCAACCCCUCUCCUUUGCAGAGGCUGUCUUGGAGCAGACACGCACCCUACACAACUGCCUCAGGGGGUCUGUGCACUUGGCACACAAGUUCUAAGGGCAUGAGUUGGAACAUCUGGACUUCACCUUGCCCAAAGAGUACUGUUGGAGAGAUGCAUUUUGAUUGCACGUUCUCUUACUGAUGUUUGUUACACCCCUUGUGUACCAGAGGCCAUGCAGGUGCCCUGCAAUAUGUGCAAGUGCCUUUUCACUGGUUUUACUCAUUGCAGUGAGCCAUUUUGUACCUACAGCAACAUACUCUGAUUUUUUUCAGGUUUGGUUACUCGUAAGUGAAAAGGAAGGUCUACUUAAGGGCCACAAUUCAGCAGGAGACUACAUAGUGAAAUGUUUUUCUAGUUGUCUUUCAGGCCCAAGGAGGCUUUGGAAGUGAGAGUUUGCUGGUAUUUUUUUGCCAGUGGAAGUGGAAGGUGAAGCACCAGGUAAGCCUGUGCUAUGCAAAAUGAGACUUGGUGUCAGGACAGCAUGAGAAUAAAAUAGAAAGAUGACGAUGGGAAGAAGGCAAGGCAGGAAGGAAAAGAAGGUGCUUGCUUUAUUUUAGUUCUCUUUUUUCCAAGUGGAGUCAUGGCUUCCAGCACAGUGUUCCUCACCCCCUGGGUACUGUGUGCCCACCCUGCAGAAGCACAGCCUCAGAGCAGGCCCCAGCUGUGUGUGAGGCAUGGCUGCCUGACUGACUCACGGUGCACUUGGGCUGAGGGAAUCUGCAUGGCCUCACAUUGCUGCAGGGAGUCAGCCCUGCUGAGCCCUUCCUUGAUAAGUGACAGAUGCUGCCAGCCUGGAAUGGUGUGCUGCUGCUUACGGUGCUGAAUUUCCUGCAGAACUGGCCUGUCAGAGGAUCAGGAUCAUCUUUCCUAGCUCAUUUAUCAGGCUCACUACUCUUUGUGUAGUGGCAUAAUUAAGAGAGUCGUAAGCUUCUUCUUCCCUUUCCAGCUGCACGUGCCAAAAACUGUCAUUUCAAGAGGAGCUUCUGCUUUAUGUGACUUUUAGGUAGGGCUGCUUCAGCUGUGGGAGGCAGCAGCUUAGCAGGGGCGGCAAACAGAGACAUCAAAGACCAGGAUAUUCCUUUCUCAAGGACAGAGCACUUGCUCUGUGAAUGAUCCAGGCUGGUGGAACCACACUGGCUUUUGCUGCAGCACAUCUCUCACGCUGGGUUGCCCUUAAGCUACCAAGCCCUGAACCUGCUCCACUGGCAUCUGCAGCCACUGUGCAGGUGUGCUGGGCUGCCACUGGAACAUCUUCCCUGCAUUCAGCUCCCAUUUUCUGCUCAGCUGUGUGGGUGGCCUACAAGUUUCCCUGAUCCCAGCAAGGUCUGUUGCAAACACUGAGAUGUAAGCCUGGGGACAAGAUGGCUUUAAAGACAUUUGAUUUGAUUUUGGAGGGAAGUGUAAGGAAUUGAAUUGAUGCUCUGAGUGCACAGUGUCCCUGUCCCUCCUGCUGGCUGGGGCACACUAGUGGCUGGCACACAGGUAAGAGACAGUUUUUCCUUGGAGGUUUUCUAUUAUUCUUAGUAGCCCACAGUAUAUUUGGAAAAUGACACACCAGGGUUUGUUCUCCAUCCCACUUACAGUAAAAGUACAAAUCUCAUUGGUGCUGCUGCAGCAGUGCAAUCCUGCACUAAGAACCAGCUGUGAAACUAAUUGCUUCUAAGUGACUCUCAACUUCAUGCAAAAAAACCCAAAACAAGACUGAACCCCCCACCCGCCAAAGAACCCACUCCAACUCUCCCCUCCGCCUCCAACAAAACCCCAAAACCAACCCAAAAAAUCAUAUUCCUCUUGGCAGAAGAGCUUUGUAAUUCUUUGUACUUGUUGUAUGUUUUGUUUCAUUUCUGGUCCAUGAAAUACACUGUAGCAUCCCACAAGGUUCAUAAUUAAGUUCAGAAUAACUCCUGUUGCCCCUGAAGGUUGCAGUUCUUAAUGGAUUGCCUUUAGACCAUCCCUAGGAAGCAAGGCUUUGAGAAUGAUGUUCAUUAUUCUUCUGUGAGUUCUUUUAAGAAAUGGUGCUUGGGUAGAUCAGUAACACAGUAAGUGUUAAGAGACAGGAAACAUGGGUCAGAUUUGGUAACAUGCAAGUUUGAGGGCAAACAGCUAGAAUUUCUUUCUGAAUAUUCAUUUCAGUUCUCUCUUGUGUGAUAUGAGUGCAGAUUUACUAUUUGUGUUUUAACUUUUAGAGCUAAUCUGAAAAGUAUCAUGGCAAAGUGUAAGUGUUAGAGAGCAGACAAUGUGCACGAUAAAUAAUCUGAAGGAUUCCGAUUCAGUCAGAGCUGGAUUCAGUCAGCUCCAGCCUUGUCAGAGGCAGGGUCUUCAUAGCCCUGCUGAUUUCAGAGAAUGCUGGCAUGGAACCCAGAGCUGGCUGCUCCCUGGUCUGUGUGUCACAGAGCUCUGGUGUGGCUGCUCUUACCUAUCCUGAGCUUUGCUUGGAGAAGGGAAACGCCUGUAGAGGUCCCUAUUGUACUGCAAAUCCAGGAAACCGCUUGGGACUCCUCCUUUAUGACCCAGUUGAGGAACAAAGGCAAAAAAGUGCAGGUACUCAUUAAAAUCUCAGUGUAAGUAGUCAUUAAUUAUCAUGACAGCAAUAAAAUCUUGUACUGUGACUAGACUUGGGGCUGCUCCUACUCUCGCUGAACUGAGUGGAAGGGAGAGCAGGUUCUGUGAGCAGCAGACCUGGCUGAGCUGGAGGAGGUGUGCAUGAGAGGGGACUGUUCACUGGGCUGCUCUGCGAGCUCUGCUGCUCCAGGCCCUUUGGCUCUUGGCUGUGCAGGGAAGAGCUCCCUCCCUCUCUGUGGCUGCCAGGGUUGGGAGCUGGGGCACAGGCUGGGUUUGGUUGAGAGCAGGGUUUGACUUGGUAUAAAGCCCAUGGCCUGUGUGUAAGCAAACCUCUAAAUGAGAGGUUGCUUGAGUCAAAUUAAAAUUCUAAUUCUGUUUUUCAUAAGUAUAAACAUAAAAAUAGCCCAUGAGACACAGUUUCAACAGACAAAUUAGGGUUAAAACUGCUCUAAAUGCUUAUUCUCUGGAGCAGUUUGGGAUGAGCUGAACUUGGUAGUUGAGGUAUGUCUUGCUUAGCCAUUCUGGGGGAAUUUUCCAUUUGAUGAUUUGGGGGUUUUGCCCCAUUGUGGAAUUAGGGCCAUCUGUGAAUGGUCACCUGCCUUAGCUCUGGGCUCAGUUUUCUAGUUCAUAAAAAGGUUAAAGGUACCCAAAGACGAGGUUUUGAUUCCAUGUCUAAGGCCAAGUCACUUAAAUGCUAAUUUUUAAUCAAAACUUCGUGUUGAAUUUAUCUGGUUGGUAUUGGCAAGGAAGUUUCCUUGUAUAGAUUCCCCAGUGCCAUUUCUUUGCCUUUCUAUGAAGGUGUUUUGUCCUUUAAUAAGCAGAAACACAGUUUACUGCAUUUUCAAUACCUGAUAUUCAAAUGCCAGCUGUGUUUCCUGGCUAGGACUGAGCAAAAUGUGGCAGGGCAGCAUUGCCCCUGUUAUGCUCUUUGCAUAAAUCUGUUGUGCUCUUUGCCCUUUUUAUAAUUGUUAUUCAGGUUUUUUUGGGGGGCACAGGGAAUGCAAGAACCUUCCUUUUUCCUCCUUCUCCAAGGCUGUUGUGCAGAGAGGCCUCUCCACAGCUCCCUCUGGCAAACAGCACAGCCAGGCUUGAGACACCAGAGGACAGGGCUGAGCUUUGCAGGAAUGUCUGAGUAACUCGGGCAAAGCUAAUUUGUUUGACAUCACUUCAGUACGUAAGGCUGUCUGUUUGUGUCCCAUUGUUAUGGCAAAUCCCGCGAUGGAUGGAAUUUUAUUGACUAGUGCUGGCUGCUCGGCAGAGCCCAGCAGUGGGUUUGGCCGGAAACACUGUUCCAGGAGCUGCCUUAAUAGGUGCCAACACCGAAUUCAGAGGCUGUGUGGCAAUGCAGGGGGAUAGAAUAUAAGAAAAUAAAAAUAGGGUAGAAAGUAAUUUUACCCCUAAGGAGUUGCAGCUGGGCUAAUUAGCAAAGACUAGGAGCAGGCCUGACUUUAACAGGCCACAGCUGUAACCAGUGAGAAGAAGAGUCUAUAAAAGAGUGGGAUGGCUGGUUGAGAAGGGAAUUGGAGUCAGGUGGUCACUUUGUGAAGAAGAAAGAGUCAGUGCUCUGAGGAGCAGCCCACGAGAAAGCACCAAGAAGGUCUGAAACUUUUGUGAUAAGGAGACAACAGUAUGGAACCCCUGCAGUAAGAUGACCACACAGCCACAGCGGGGCCUUGCAGGGAGCUGUGGCAGCCUCGCCACAGGGAGGACCCGAGCGCUUCCCCUGAGUGCAUCCCUGGUCUGCCGCCUCUGGGCGGGAUGAGUCAGAAACACGGGCUGGGAGAGGGACCUUCGCUUAAAGGCCGUGCCAGAACAUGCAAGAUGGGGCUGACAUUUUUCUGCUUUUCCUCAUAUUUUUAAGUGGCUAGGGCAUUGCAUGUUCAUGGGCGUUUCUUGGAGGGAUGCUCUUCCGACAGGCAAACUCAAUGAGGGCCUCCAAGUGACCUUGUCUGUGUGAUUCUUGGAAACUCAGCAUCUCAGGUACCAAGUUUUUGGGUGCAAGUCUUUGUAGUUCUGACACAGUAGUUCAGGAGCUUAAUCUGCCUUGUGUCUCAGGAUGGAUGACUGCUACACUGCCCUUUCAGGUCGUCCAGGUUUGCCGAAGCAAACCAGUGCCCUGGAACACAGGCAGGACUCCCAAGGAGCUGAAAGGAAAUUCUCCUGCCCUUUCCCCUUGCCUUGUUAAUGCUUCUCUUGACUUUGGUGGCAUGUUCACGACGUGUCUUGUGCAAAUAGAUAUGAAAGUUCUCCCUCAGGCACUUCUCAGCCGUCUCCUGAAUUCCUUUCUCCAUCACUAACAACGUUUUCCAUCAAGAUUACAGCAGGAAAAAAAUGUUCUCUAUGGGCUAGGUGCUCCCCUUUGCAUGAAAAGUGUGUGCAGGAGCCAAGAAACACCCGGAGUUUCUUCCUGAUUGUUCCCAGAAAGAAUGGAGAGUGACGCAGUGGAAGGGCACGACCUUACACCAACACACACACUCCAAGACCUGCACAGAAGUGUCCAUGACCUCAGCAUGACAGUGAGGAAUUUGGGGUGCCCUGACCCAGUUGGGUGUCCCCUUGCAUUCCUCCCUGACCUUUUCCUUCUGGCCCAGCAGAGUUCCUUUCAGGGUCAUCCUUCCUGGUCUACCCAAAAGAGGUGCCUCCCAGGCAGGAGGAGGUGUCCUUGUGUAAUUCAGGUGCCACAUCCAAACUGCAGCCUGAAAGGACUUCAAAAGGUUUGUAAAGGUGAUUCCUAGUAAGGGUUGGUUUGAUUCCUUUUUAAACCAUGAAGCAUUUGUGAAAUGUACUGGUGGAAUGGCUCCACUGAAGGCUUUUCAAGACAAUCAUAAAGUAGGGCUCUGUGAUUUUCCCAGUCAGUUCUGGCCUAACUCCAAGCCCUGCUGCAGGCUGUAAUAAAGCAUUUGUUGCCUUCAGAGGGUGCAGACUCAGGCUACUUGCACUGCCUUCAGUCCACAGGUAUUUAGGUGUUUAUGACUUUUGAGUGCUGUGGGAUUCUUAAAAAUUCCUAUUUGUUUGUGGUGAUUUCUUGAGUGAGAAGAACCAUGAUAAUCAAGAACAAGGUGAGAGAUACAAGCCAAGGUGACAACAGUAAGACAACAGUAACAGCAUGUACUCUGAAUGCUACUUGAAGGUUAGAAACCCUGGGUGCAGGAGGAAACUCAGGGGCACUUGGCCCCAGUGUGUGUACGUAGGCACAUUUUGGGUAAAGCCUCUUCAAGUCCUGGGCUGCCACGAGGUUUCUGGGGACUGUGCAUUGUCCAUAAUUUCAGUGAAUUGAAGUGAGACUGUUUCUGUCAAUACAAGUAGUCCUGUGUAUGUGCAUUGAAAGAAAACAUGACACAGAUGGGAAACUAGUUCCCUUUGUCUUCCAAACAUUGGAGUACAUUUGUUUAGGAUUGUGCAUUGCUUCAUUAUUUGCACAUCCUUCCUUCAGCACUUAAGCUGUGUGCUGAAUUCCUAUUAUGCCAAAGGAUAUUUUCUGUGAUCAGUGUCCAGGUGACAUGGAAAAGCAUGGUCAAAUAUUGACCGGAAGUGCCCUCUAUGUGUCUGAUAAAAAAUCUCAGACUUUAAUGUGCAUACCAUACCUUGUGCUGAUGAGGAGCUGAGGCUCUGCCCUAGUAGAUAUCAGGUGCUUCUGUAAUGUUGAACAACAAGUUAGUCUUUAUUUCUCAUAAAAAUAAUCUUUGUUGACCCAGAGCUUGGGUUCAUGCAGAUCAGUACAUAUGCAGAAAGCCCUGCAGAAAGCAUUCCAUUAUCCUUCAAAGAACUCAGGGAAACCCAAAUCCCACCACUGUGGGGUCGAGUUGGAGCCCCUGUGCCCCCUGCCCUGUCCUUCCUGUGGCCCGUGGAAGGUUUGGAGUGGGGGGCUCUGCCCUGGCACAGGGGGCAGGUCUGUAUGCAAAAGGUGCAGAUCAGGGCCUGCUCAAUCUUCUUAUUCUGCACCAGAACUUUUGUCCAGCCCUAUCCACACAGAAAUUCCCCUAGGGUCUAUGGUCCUGUGCAGAAUGCAAAAAUGAUAAUUGAUAGGAAUUACAAUUAAUAUAAAUAAGACAAAUUACACUUCCAUGUGAUUUAAUGCAACCCACUGCCAGAGAAGUACAAGCAGAGCUUUCCACAUAUCACCAAGAGUGAGAUGGUGCAAAAGCAGCUUGAUCUGCUUCAGGUGGCCUGUUAGUUCAGAGGCUGGACUGAAUGUGGUUCCUAUCUCUUGUAAAGCAAGAAGCUAGCUGGGCGCCAGGUAGGAGCAAACACGGAUUUAGCCAGUGCUAAGGGUGAGCAAAGGGAAUAGCAUGGAUUGCUGGGCUGAGCCUGCCGUGCAGACAUUCUGACCUGUCCUGGAGGAAGGAGAUGCAGGGGACAGCAGUCAUGGCAUGGGAAUAUAAUGACCUGAUGGUUUUCCACACCUGAAUUUCUCUCUGUGGUCACAUUUAACUUUGCCUUCUGCAGUAUGGAUCAGGACUGCAGCAUCAGCAAGAGGAGCCUGGGAGGCAGCAGUGCUGCUCUGGCUCAGUAUCCACAGAAGAAGUGAUCCAUGAGAAGGGCAGGAGUGGAGCACAGGGACAGAGGUAGGAGUCCCUACUUCUGCACGUGUUAGAUAAGUUGCAGACCCUGUGCUUGCCUCCCUGCUGCCAUCACACAAAUAUCCAGAUAGCUACAAGGAUGCCACGGGGAUGAAAGUGUUACAGCCUUUGGAGGUAGUUCAGAGAUGCUGGGGCAUGGUAAACCAGCACUUAGUCCAUACCUAACAUUUUGCAUCUGUAGAUGAAAAUGCAGCCUUGCUCCCAGUGUGACCUCUGGGGGAAGCAGACAAUGUUGCAGUAGCCAGCUGAAAUUAUCCAGCUGAAAUGAUCCAAAGCCUCCCUCGGCCUGUCACGCCACAGAGAAAGCGGAGCCUUCUCUGCCUCUGCUUUUGCUCCUUGCCUCCUUCCGCCCUGCCAUCCAUAAACAACUGGGGGGAGUUUCGGGUGUUACUAAUUUUAAUAAAGUGGUUUUAGGAA